Eubalaena glacialis (North Atlantic right whale) is the source of this 561-nucleotide messenger RNA. RefSeq names its product ANKRD40 C-terminal like (gene ANKRD40CL). The record is from RefSeq and is a predicted model, not a curated record. Bases 136 to 561 code for a protein of 141 amino acids. The transcript has 5 exons. NCBI's taxonomy places the organism in Eukaryota, Metazoa, Chordata, Mammalia, Artiodactyla, Balaenidae.
GGAUUCAGGAUCCUUGCCAAGGCGGAGUCUCCCCAGAUAGAUGCACUAAGUCUUUAGAACGUGCUUUUUAUUUGAUUGGGAGCUCAGCAUAAAUGCUAGAGGGGCUGCUGAUCUGACAGACCACAGAGCUGACCCAUGGCUGAACCCCAACAGGACAUGAGGGAGAAGCCUGCAGGUGAAUAUACACAAGAAGGCGCAAAUCAACAGUUGCCAACUGACCCAGGUGAUAAUGCCAAACCCGAUGACACCUGCCUAGUCAGAAUUCAGAGCCACAAGGAAAAUGACUUCAUUGAAGUUGAACUGGAUAGACAAGAGCUGAGUUACCAAAAUCUACUAAAAGUGAGCUGCUGUGAACUGGGGAUUAACCCAGAGCAAGUGGAAAAAAUCAGAAAGCUACCAAACACACUACUCAGAAAGGACAAAGACAUUCUAAGACUACGGGACUUUCAAGAAGUAGAACUCAUUUUAAUGAAAAAUGGAAGCUCUGAACUGAUAGAACACAUACCGUCUCUGUUAGAGAAGCCCUGCUACAACAGCAAUGCUGCAAAAAUGACAUAUUAA